Messenger RNA from Talaromyces rugulosus, 918 nucleotides. RefSeq lists its product as uncharacterized. The coding region runs from base 1 to 918 and encodes 305 amino acids. The transcript has a single exon. Lineage: Eukaryota; Fungi; Ascomycota; Eurotiomycetes; Eurotiales; Trichocomaceae. The record is from RefSeq and is a predicted model, not a curated record.
AUGUCUACAGUGAUUGUUUUCGGACCAACAGGCAAUGUCGCUUCUGUCGCGGCAGCCACUGCCCAGGAGCAUGGCGCAACGGUUUGGCUAGCUAUGCGAGAUCCGCAAAAGCCCAUCCCUGGCCUCACUCCAGAGCAUGAGCAAGGGGGUGGAUUUAAAAGGGUCCAGGCCGAUUUGACCAAACCUGACACCGUGGCUGCAGCUGUCAAAACUUCAGGGGCGAAGCGGGCAUUCAUUUAUGUUGCCAUCGGCUCUCCGGACCACAUGCGGUCUACGGUCACAGCCCUUAAAUCUGCUGGCAUCGAAUUUGUUGUAUUUCUGAGCAGCUACACUAUUUCAGGAGAGAUACGUGGUGUUCCACCGAGUGAUUUGAUCGCAUACUCUCACGCACAAGUGGAGAUCAACCUCGAUGAGGUUCUUGGGCCCGAAAACUAUGUGGCUGUGCGGCCUGGCGGGUUCGCAACAAAUAUACUAAGAUUUAAGGGGGGUAUUAAUGCCGGUGAGGUGAAGAUUUUCGGCUCUAGUUUCCAACUCGACGGUAUCACACCUACCGACAUAGGCCGAGUCAGCGGUACCAUACUGGUGCAAGGUCCAAAAAACGGACAACAGAAAGUGUAUCUGUAUGGCCCGCAAGUCAUGUCACAGGGAGAUGCUAUUCAGACUGUUGGAAAGGCCUUGGGUAUAGACGUCAAGCUUGCGGAUAUUAGCCAGCAGGAGGGCUUGGAUCAGUUUCUACAGAAUGGCGUUCCCAAGCCUUUCGCGGAUUAUAUGAUUCGAGUACUUGCGGCUGCAGCUGAGGAACAAAAGAGUCGUACAGACUAUGAAACCGGUGUUGAAAAUGUCCGCUUGUAUACUGGCAAGCCGAGCAUGAGAUUCCAAGAGUGGGUGGAAUUAAACAAAGACCUUUUCAGUUCUUAG